CCCCUGCCGCUGCUCCUCCUCUUUGCAAGCAGCCAGACUGAGUUCCCGGGAAUCGAGGUUUGGCGCAUGCUGAGCGGCUGCCUCCGCCUCCGCGUCUCCGCGCCCGGCCUCGCGCUCCCGCUGCCCUUCCCGCUGCAGCCGCCCCGGGCUCCGGGUCCGAGCGUCCGCCGCCUGCUCCCUCCGACCUUCGCCUUCGGCUUCCGCCAGCCUCGCCUUAUGAAGCCGUUCGUCGUGUUCGUGCUGGGCGGGCCCGGCGCCGGCAAGGGCACCCAGUGCUCCCGCAUUGUGCAGAAAUAUGGCUAUACACAUCUUUCUGCGGGAGAUCUUCUUCGUGAUGAGAGGAGUAAGCCAGAUUCUCAGUAUGGCGAGCUAAUUGAAAGGUACAUAAGAGAAGGAGAGAUUGUGCCCGUUGAGAUAACCAUCAGCUUGCUCAAAAGGGAAAUGGAUCAAACGAUGGAGGCCAAUGCUCAGAGGAAUAAAUUCUUGAUUGAUGGGUUUCCACGAAAUCAGGACAACCUUCAAGGCUGGAACAAGACCAUGGAUGGGAAAGCAGAUGUCGCUUUCAUUCUGUUUUUUGACUGUGAUAAUGAGAUCUGCAUUGAACGCUGUCUUGAGAGGGGCAAGAGUAGCGGGAGGAGUGAUGACAACCGAGAAAGCCUAGCAAAGAGAAUUCAGACCUAUCUGCAGUGCACUAAGCCUAUUAUUGACCUCUAUGAGGAGAUGGGCAAAGUCAGGAAGGUGGACGCCUCUAAAUCCGUUGAUGAGGUGUUUGAAGAUGUCUUGAAGAUCUUUGACAAAGAAGGCUAGUUUCACUCCACAAAUCCUCCCUGACCCUCGCUUCGACAGCUGCUACUUCAGUCUACCCUUUGUUUAAAGAAGUUUUUUAAUCUUUUUGUCAUUAUGUCUCGAUGGAUGACUGGAAAAUAGAUAGUAAUUAAGUGAAAAAAGAUUUUUUUUUACAGUGGUCAUUUUACAUGACUUUAGUAGACAGUAACUUCAGGGUCUUGCUUAGUAUUAGUCAAGGCUCUCACCCAGCAAAGAAGGCCCUCCCCUCCUCUCCUGCUCGUGCCUUCGGGAGCCAAGCUUGCUCUACGUGUCCAAGACCCACUCCCAGUCGACAGGAUGGUCCCUAAUUGCUUUUCCAAACAAGUUAAAAAAGCAGUUGCCACCUGCUGUGUGGAUCCGUGGACCAAUGUUAGGAAUCUUUUCAUGAAGUCACUGUUCGCUCAAUUCCUUUUUUUUUUAAAUGAAGUGAGAAAACAAGGGCCCGGGGUUGUUUUCAUGUUUGUUACUUAGCUGACCAUAAGAAAUCUGGACCUGAUUUGACUCUCCCUGGCUCUUGGCAGUGAAUAGUGGGAGAAGGGGCAUGCUCGGGGUUCCAGGACUUCAGGCUUUCUUGAUUCAGUCGUAACCUUAGGCCACUGCAGGUGGAGGGGUGAGGGAACAGGUCUCUUCAGACCAACUUGACCUGCCUCCUCCUGAUUCAUAGGAACUGAUUUCAGCAAGAUUCCUUGCCAGUGACAAACCUGAAAACAUGUGCUGAGGGUAAGGGAAAAGGAGAUUUUCAACAGUUUGAUUUUUGGAACACUUAAAAGUGAUUUGGGGUCUUUGGGAUAAUAAUAAGGUCUGGUAUUGGCUGGAGGGGGGAAAUUCUCUUAAAGGUUGAAUUUGAAAUUUGUUAUGUUUUCUUGAUGGAUUCCUUUUUUCAUAGUUAUUGUUUAAAAAGAUUUUUCCCCAAAUAAUUGCACUUUGGUUUGUUUAAGAAAACAAUAAAUAAAUACAUCUUCUAAGUGUUUGA
Molecule: messenger RNA, 1798 nt
Organism: Trichosurus vulpecula (common brushtail)
Lineage: Eukaryota; Metazoa; Chordata; Mammalia; Diprotodontia; Phalangeridae
Gene: CMPK1
Product: cytidine/uridine monophosphate kinase 1
Exons: 6
Coding region: 67-807 (246 amino acids)
Biological process (GO): UDP biosynthetic process; CDP biosynthetic process; 'de novo' pyrimidine nucleobase biosynthetic process
Cellular component (GO): nucleus; cytoplasm
Molecular function (GO): ATP binding; UMP kinase activity
Source: RefSeq, a predicted model, not a curated record